Molecule: messenger RNA, 834 nt
Organism: Suncus etruscus (white-toothed pygmy shrew)
Lineage: Eukaryota; Metazoa; Chordata; Mammalia; Eulipotyphla; Soricidae
Gene: TMEM45A
Product: transmembrane protein 45A
Exons: 6
Coding region: 16-834 (272 amino acids)
Source: RefSeq, a predicted model, not a curated record
CAGAAGGAAUUGGACAUGGGGAGUUUCAGAGGCCAUGCCAUUCCUGGGAGCUUCUUCUUUGUCAUGGGUUUUUGGUGGAGUAUAAGGUAUUCUCUAAAGCAUGUUUGCAGAAAGCAGAAGCGGACUUCUUAUUUUCAUUCCAAAACACUUUUCCAGCGAAUAGAAUUUGUGGAAGGCAUUGUAGUAAUCAUCAUGACAGCCUUUGGCAUGAUUGCAGAACAACUGACAGUUGGUGGGCCCCAUUGGUCUUUAUAUGAUUAUAAAGAGGACCAGUGGGUUAGUCUCCUUAGUUGGCAUCAUUUCAACAUGUAUUUCUUUUUUGGACUGAUGGGUGUAUCUCAAGUCUUAUGUUUUAUUUUUACUUCAAUUCCAAGCUCCUUACCCAUGUUAAUGUUCGCAAAUGGUUUAUUUGUGGAGGCAUUUAUCUUCUACAACCAUACUCAUGGCCGGGAAAUGCUGGACAUUUAUAUGCAUCAGCUGCUGGUCUUGAUCAUAUUUAUAUCUGGCCUGGUUACCUUAAUGGGGUUCUUCACAAAGAACAUACUUCUGGAGCAUCUGCGGAUAGGCUUUCUUAUGUUUCAGGGAACCUGGUUCUGGCAGAUUGGCUUUGUCCUUUAUCCCCUAAGUGGAGGUCCUUCUUGGAAUCAAACAGACCAUGACAACAUUAAGUUUCUUGCCGUAUGCUUUUGUUGGCAUUAUGCAUCAUCGCUUAUCAUCGUUGGUGUGAAUUAUGCCUUUGUCAGUUGGUUGGUUACAACACGACUGAAAAGAUCCUGCCCCUCAGAAGUGGGACUUCUGAAGAAUGCAGAACCAGAAUCAGAAGAAGAGAUGUGA